AUGCAGCUAAAGAUGAGCUAGUUUUCACUUGGUCUUCGUUCUGAACACGAAAAGAACCAACGUUCUUCUACUUGAAGAUUAAAAUGGCCAAAAUCAUCAUUUUCGUUCUUGCUUUCGUCGCAUUCCAGGGAUGUUUUGGUAAACCAGCCGAUAAAUCCCAAUUGGAAACUUUAGCAAACAACGCUAAAGUUCUCGCCGAAAACGUCACCCACACCCUUGGUCUUAAUGAAAUUUCCUCCGAAAAAGUCUUGAAAACCCUCAACGAUCAAGCUAAAACCUUCUCCGAUAAUCUCAACACCUUAAAAGCACGUCUUGACAAAGAAGUUGAAGCUCAUCAAGGUGACGUUAAAGCUCAACUCCUCGCGCUCGAACAAAAAAUCACUAAAGCCACCGAAGAUCUUGGAAAAGUUGUCGAUCCCGAUAAGAAAAUCAAAAAAGGUGCCGAUGAAAUUAAAGCCCAAUUCGAUUCCAGUUUCAAGGGAGUGGCUGAAUCUUUUGAUCAAUUGGUGAAGAAUCUUCAACCGGGUGCUCAAAAAGCUGGGGAAAAUGUGAACGCUUUCACUAAGAGUAUGUUGGAUUCCUUCUUGGAGAUGGGAAAAGACAUCCAAACUAAAUUUAAUAAAGCUGUAGCUGAUCAUGAGAAGACUCAUUAGGAAAUAAGUUGGUUUUUUUCGAUGUAUUUUUGAUUAUUAUUUUUUUUAAAUAAAGUCAUAUAUCUUUAAAACACAA
This is a messenger RNA of Onthophagus taurus, 729 nucleotides long. The record is from RefSeq and is a predicted model, not a curated record. Lineage: Eukaryota; Metazoa; Arthropoda; Insecta; Coleoptera; Scarabaeidae.